AUGUUACUGGAACAGAACAUUGAUCUGCCAGAUGACGUUUUGUCGUUUUCAAAUGAUAAGUUUUAUGAUUGCGCGCGAGAAACAGCUGGUGAAGAAGCAGUAGAGAUAUGUAAAUUUCAAGCGAUUCGAAGUACAGCUGUUUUAAUUACUACCACAAUAGAUGAAACAUUAGCUAUAUUAGAUGAUAAUGUUGAAGAAUUGAAAGAUUUUAAACGAAGAGUAGGUUGGUUAUACACGGUUUGAUGGAAAAUUUGUGAUGAAAAUUGGAAUAAAAAAUCGAAUAAAAAAUUUAAUAACGUCAUUGAAACUAAAAAACGAACAAACUCAAAUAACAAUAAAUACGACAACGGUCGAUGCAAUUGCCGUUCGUUUAUCUGUUAAUAAUUUUAAGAUUCUAUCAUAAAGGUAAUUGAUUUGACAGCAGCUAAAUAAUGAAUUCCAAUUUUAAGGAUUUAUUUGUCAAUGUUUCGACGACUUAGUCGUCAUUAUCAAGACGUGAUUAUAGAUUAAAUAAUCUUACAGUUUAAUCGGUAAUCACGUCUUGAUAAUGACGACUAAGUCGUCGAAACGUUGACAAGUAAAUCCUUAAAAUGGGAAUUCAUUAUUUAGCUGCUGUCAAAUCAAUUACCUUUAUUUUACGUUUAUUACCCGUCAACAAGAAUAAGAUUCUAUCAAUUUCCCGUGAAACCCCAAGUUUUAUUCUAUACACAUUGGUAUCAUUGAAAAAGCAUUGUAGUUUCAUUUCUUUGUAGUUAUCAUCUUCUUCGUAACAGAAAACAUCAUUUAAUAUUUCAUCCGUUGUUGUAUCAGCUAAUGCAUUGAUCUAAUUCCUUGCACUUUGCAAAGCAAUUUUACCAGCUCACCGGCUAAUUGUUCAAUAUAAUCAUAGAAUUUCUAGUUAGAAUACAAAAAAAUGUCAUUAGGUAGGUCAUUGGCGUUUGGUACAUGAUCGAAACUAAUGGAAGAAACUGUUGGUGUUGUUCGAGUAGUUAUUUUAGACGGUGAUGGUGGCGGUGACGUCUUUGAAGCCAUAAUUGUCGACUAUACCAAGACUUACGUUAAAUGUUGAAUUAAAAGAAUUUUUCUCUUUUAUCAGUUUUUUACUUGUGCUAUAUUUCGUGUGUAUUUCUCUUCCACUCAUCGUGUUGGUUUAUAUAUAUAUAUAUGUCGGAGUUCAGAUUAAAAUCCAGUUCAGUUUAAAACUGAACUAGUAUAAAUCGAAAUUUAAAUAUGAACUAGUUCGUUUGAAAAGCAGUUUCAAAAUGAACUAGUACAUUUAAAAAUUUCAACUUCACCUAGGUCUAAUCAAAAUUUAGAU
Molecule: messenger RNA, 1318 nt
Organism: Didymodactylos carnosus
Lineage: Eukaryota; Metazoa; Rotifera; Eurotatoria; Philodinida; Philodinidae
Source: the annotation of a GenBank genome assembly